UGUUUCUCUACUUGCAGCUAAAAGAUAAACUAGGCCGGAAAGGCCUCGCCUUUUCACCUAGUUUUCAGCAGAUAGAAGGCCCCUUAUUCGCCACUCACACUAUUCACUAUGGGGUAUAGAGAUAGGAGAAUCAGCCUCAGUGCCUCACUCACUGGUAUGUAGUUCUACACGUCUGUGGAUUGUUUUUUUCUUGCUCACUGCUCCGGACGUCAAUAAUUUGUGUGAAUUUUCUGGAAAUAAGGUUCUCGAGGAGACCACUUGUCUUGACUUGCUCUGGGCGCUAAUGCGAUGAACCUACGGCCGCGUCCCCAGGCGGCUCGCGGCCAGGAGCAGCCAUACGCGCCGCCUCCGCCGUAUUACGAGCCAUUCAAUAUCAUUCCGAUUCAUAACCUAUUAGCUGACCACCCUUCUCUCCGGUUCCCGGAGGUACGGGCCGCUGCUUCCGUCUUGCGCUUCGUCGGCGACCUCCGAAAGCCACCAUUCAUACAGUGGCGAGAGUCUCUGGACCUCAUGAACUGGCUGGGGCUAUUCUUCGGUUUUCAAGACGACAACGUGAAGAACCAGAGGGAGCACUUGGUUCUUCACUUGGCGAACUCCCAAAUGCGCCUCCAGCCACCGCCCUCAGCCCCCGACCGACUUGACCCCAACGUUCUUCGCCACUUCCGCCAGAAACUCCUCAAAAACUACAGCUCUUGGUGCUCCUUCCAUUGCAAAAAGUCCCAAAUUCGGCUCUCAAAGACUAGGCAAGGUCUUGAGGUUCUUCGCCGUGAGCUGUUGUAUGCAAGUCUCUAUUUGUUGAUUUGGGGGGAGGCAGCUAAUCUCCGCUUCACCCCCGAGUGUUUAUGUUACAUAUACCAUCACAUGGCCAUGGAACUUAAUUACAUCCUUGAUGGUCACAUUGAUGAAAACACAGGACAACCUUACGUUCCUUGGACUUGCAAGCAGUUUGGAUUUUUGGAUGGUGUUAUCACACCUAUUUACAGUGCGGUUAAGCGUGAGGUUGAGAGGAGUAGAAAUGGGACUGCCCCACAUUCAGCCUGGAGGAACUAUGACGAUAUAAAUGAGUAUUUCUGGAGUAGAAGAUGCUUCAAGAGGCUGAAAUGGCCUCUUGAUACAUCUUGUACUUUUUUCAGUCUUAGUGAUGAGCAAAGAGUGGGGAAAACGGGGUUCGUUGAGCAAAGGACAUUUUGGAAUCUGUUUAGAAGCUUCGACAGACUAUGGGUUUUGUUGAUAUUGUUCUUCCAGGCUGCUACUAUUGUUGCUUGGGAAAGAACAGAGUUUCCAUGGCAAGCUCUUGAAAGUAAGGAUGUUCAGGUGAAGUUGCUUUCUUUAUUUAUAACAUGGGCAGGCUUAAGGUUUAUCCAGUCAAUUCUUGAUGCUGGAACUCAAUAUAGUCUGGUUUCUAAAGAGACGAUGUGGAUAUGCGUGAGGAUGGUGUUGAAGAGUGUUGUUUCUGUUACUUGGACCAUUAUCUUCGGAGUGUUCUAUGGAAGGAUUUGGAGCCAGAAGAAUUCCGAUGGGAGAUGGUCAGAUGAAGCCAACGAAAGGAUUAUAUUCUUUCUCAAAACUGCCCUUGUGUUUAUUACUCCAGAGCUGCUCGCCCUUGUUCUAUUCAUUAUUCCGUGGAUCCGGAACCUUCUAGAAGAAGCCAACAUUCCGUUUAUGUACUUGAUAACAUGGUGGUUUUACAGCCACAUAUACGUUGGCCGUGGACUCAGGGAAGGGGUCAUCAACAACGUUAAGUACACACUGUUCUGGAUAGCAGUACUGGCUUCGAAGUUCUCUUUCAGUUACUUUCUUCAGAUAAAGCCACUUGUCACCCCAACAAAGGCUCUCAUGGAUCUCAACCACCAAAACAUAAAGUACAAGUGGCACGAGUUCUUCAGCAGCACGAACGAGAUUGCAGUUGUGAUGCUGUGGGUCCCGGUUGUCCUGAUAUAUCUUGUGGAUUUGCAGAUCUGGUACACGGUGUUUUCUUCAGCUGUUGGGGGCACAAUAGGACUUUUCUCACACAUAGGCGAGAUCCGGAAUAUAAAACAGUUAAGGCUCCGGUUUCAAUUUUUUGCAAGCGCAUUGCAGUUCAAUCUGAUGGCCGAGGAUCAGAUGAUAAAUGACAAGGCGACACUUGUCAACAAAUUACGGGAUGCUGUCCAUAGGCUGAAACUUAGGUACGGACUCGGGCAGCCAUUCAAGAAAAUUGAAUCAAGUCAGGUGGAUGCCACAAGGUUUGCCUUGAUAUGGAAUGAGAUAGUGAUAACCAUGAGGGAGGAAGACCUCCUGAGUGAUCAAGAGAUGGAGCUGCUUGAAUUGCCACAAAACUGUUGGGAUAUUAAGGUCAUCCGUUGGCCGUGCGUUCUCCUCUGCAACGAACUGCUUCUUGCUCUCAGCCAUGCAAAGGAGUUGGGGGAUGCACCGGAUAAGUGGGUGUGGUUCAGAUUAUGCAAGUACGAAUACAGACGGUGUGCUGUCAUCGAGGCUUAUGAUAGCAUCAAAUACGUAUUUCUUGAGCUCAUUAAGUAUGGCACCGAAGAACACUCCAUUGUCACGAAACUGUUCAAGGACAUUGAUGAUUCCAUCCGGUUUGAACAGUUCAUGAAGGUAUAUAAGACAGCAGUUCUGCCUCUGAUUCAUGAAAAGUUGGCGUCUCUAGUCGGGCUUCUGCUUUUGCCACAUCAGGACUUGAGUAAGGUUGUUAAUGUACUGCAAGCGAUAUAUGAACUCUCAGUCCGAGAAUUUCCAAGAGUAAAGAAGACCACAGUGCAGCUGAUACAGGAAGGCCUCGCACCCCGUAAUUCGGACCCCACCAUCUCUACAGGGCUUCUGUUUGAAAACGCCGUCAAUCUCCCCCAUGCUGAAGAUGUUUUUUUUUACAGGCAGCUAAGGCGACUCCAUACAAUUCUCACUUCCAGAGACUCAAUGCAUAAUGUCCCCAAAAACUUAGAAGCCAGACGACGUAUUGCUUUCUUCAGUAAUUCACUUUUUAUGAAUAUCCCGCGAGCCACCCAGGUUGAGAAAAUGAUGGCGUUCAGUGUCUUAACCCCUUACUAUGAUGAAGAAGUGGUAUAUGGGAAAGAAAGCCUUCGAAGUCCAAAUCAAGAUGGUAUCUCUAUCAUAUUUUACCUUCAGAAGAUUUACGAAGAUGAGUGGGCAAACUUUGUAGAACGGAUGCGUAGGGAGGGAAUGGAGGAUGAGAGCGAGCUAUGGAAUACCAGAGCAAGGGAUCUUCGUUUGUGGGCAUCUUAUAGGGGCCAGACAUUGUCACGUACUGUUAGAGGGAUGAUGUAUUAUUACAGGGCUUUAAAGAUGCUUUCUUUCCUCGACUCUGCAUCUGAGGUGGACGUUAGACACAAUGGGUCGCUGGAAGCUUCUGGAAAUCUAGAUGUUCCUCAAAAUCUUCAGAGGGCGAGGAGUAGCAGUGUGACACUUCUUUUUAAAGGACGUGAAUUUGGGGAUGCAUUGAUGAAAUUCACUUAUGUGCUGACCUGUCAAGUGUAUGGAAUUCAGAAGAGUAAGGGUGAUCCCCGUGCAGAGGAGAUAUCCUACUUGAUGAGGAAUAAUGAAGCACUUCGGGUCGCGUAUGUUGACGAGGUACACCUGGGGAGAGAUGCCGUGGAGUAUUAUUCUGUCUUGGUGAAGUAUGACCAAGUACUGAAGAAAGAGGUUGAGAUAUACCGCAUAAAGUUGCCAGGUCCAUUGAAACUCGGGGAGGGUAAGCCAGAGAAUCAAAACCAUGCGAUUAUCUUCACCAGAGGUGAUGCCGUUCAAACAAUUGACAUGAAUCAAGAUAAUUACUUCGAAGAGGCUCUCAAGAUGAGAAAUCUUUUAGAGGAAUUCAAAGUCCACCAUGGAAUCAGGAAGCCCACUAUUUUAGGGGUACGUGAAAAUAUCUUCACCGGUUCGGUCUCAUCCCUUGCUUGGUUCAUGUCUGCUCAGGAAACAAGUUUCGUCACCCUCGGACAGCGGGUUCUUGCAAAUCCUCUUAAGAUACGGAUGCACUAUGGCCACCCUGAUGUCUUUGAUCGAUUCUGGUUCCUGUCUAGAGGCGGCAUUAGCAAAGCCUCAAGGGUGAUUAAUAUUAGUGAGGACAUAUUUGCUGGUUUUAACUGUACUCUUAGAGGUGGGAAUGUCACUCACCAUGAAUACAUACAAGUCGGUAAAGGGAGGGAUGUGGGGUUGAAUCAGAUAUCCAUGUUUGAGGCUAAGGUUGCUAGUGGGAAUGGCGAACAAGUUUUGAGCAGAGAUGUGUACAGGUUGGGGCACAGGCUGGAUUUCUUCCGCAUGCUCUCUUUCUUCUACACAACUGUUGGCUUCUUCUUUAACAAUAUGGUGGUGGUGAUUAUGGUGUAUGCCUUCCUGUGGGGCCGUCUUUACCUUGCACUAAGUGGCGUUGAAGAUCAUGCCAGGAGCAAUGCCACCAAUAAUAAAGCCCUAGGGGCGAUUGUGAACCAACAGUUCUUGAUCCAGAUCGGCGCACUCACUGCCCUUCCUAUGAUAGUUGAGAACUCUCUGGAACACGGAUUCCUUUCGGCCGUUUGGGAUUAUCUAACGAUGCAAUUGCAGCUCUCCUCACUGUUCUACACUUUCUCAAUGGGAACCCGUGCUCAUUUCUUCGGUCGGACUAUUCUGCACGGCGGUGCGAAGUACCGGGCGACCGGGCGUGGUUUUGUCGUCCAGCACAAGAGCUUUACAGAGAACUACAGGUUGUACUCUCGCAGCCAUUUCGUGAAGGGGAUUGAACUUGGCGUCAUUCUCAUAGUGUACGCCUCAAACAGUCCCUUGGGCAGGGACACUUUUGUGUAUAUAGCCAUGACCAUCUCGAGCUGGUUCCUCGUACUGUCCUGGAUCAUGGCCCCUUUUGUUUUCAACCCCACUGGCUUUGACUGGUUGAACACUGUGUAUGACUAUGAGGAUUUCAUGAAUUGGGUUUGGUCUACCAAAGGAGUGUUUGCAAAAGCAGACCAGAGUUGGGAAACAUGGUGGUAUGAGGAACAGGACCACUUACGAAUGACUGGGCUUUGGGGAAAGCUUCUGGAGAUUAUAUUAGACCUGCGUUUCUUCUUCUUCCAGUAUGGGGUGGUGUACCAACUGAAGAUUACUGGUGGUAGAACGAGCAUUUCUGUUUACUUGUUGUCUUGGAUCUUCAUGCUUGCGGCUCUUGCAAUUUAUAUCGCCAUUGGAUAUGCAAAUGAAAAAUAUGCCAUGAAGCAACAUAUCUAUUACCGUUUGGUGCAAUUGUUGGUCAUUGUGCUUACUGUAAUGGUUAUUGUUUUAUUGCUGAAAUUCACUGCGUUUGAGGUCCUCGACUUCAUCAGUAGUUUGUUGGCAUUUAUACCUACCGGGUGGGGUGUUAUCCAAAUUGCCCUUGUGCUCAGGCCAUUUCUGGAGACUAGUGUGGUUUGGGUAACUGUUGUUUCCUUGGCCCGUUUGUAUGAUAUGAUAUUUGGGUUGAUCGUCAUGGCUCCCUUGGCCUUCUUGUCUUGGAUGCCUGGAUUUCAGUCCAUGCAGACAAGGAUACUGUUCAACGAGGCUUUCAGCAGGGGUCUUCAGAUUUCCCGGAUUCUUACCGCCAAGUCUUCAUAAACCGAGAUUUGGUUUCAUCUGUGAGUUUCGAGCAUGAACCCUAACAAUUUACAGAGAUUAUGGGCUGAUGAUGAUGGUCAAUCUGCAUUUGUGUGGAUUGUGGGUAUAUGAUAUAUAUUCCUGUGGAUUCCAGGCGGCUUCGAAUCCAGAUUUUUUAGAUAUUAUGUUCUAGACUUCUAGUUCAAGAUGAUCUUAGAGAGUAUCAUUGUGUAAUGUAAAUGAGUAGCAGAGGGGUCAUGGAACUUUAGAAUUAUCCUAUUUUUUUGUUCGUUUGUUGGUUUUCCUUUCAUUGAUCCGGCGGACCGGGGGGGCUUUAUACUUUCUUCACCUAUGAGAUUGAUUGGUGUGUGAAUCACAGCAUUGCAAAGUCACACAAAUCGUGCAGUCAAUUAUUGAUCGAAUCGGUUGCCCGACGAGAAUUGAAGUCCUCGUCAGUCAUCACUAAGCGCUUGUGCCGUUGGGGAUUUGAGAGGAGAGGUUAUUUUUAUUUUACUAGUUUAUUUGUUGAUCUCUCUGCUAGUUUUAGAAAGAUACAGUUGGUUGUGUUUUCUUAGGUGAAGGCGUUUAAAAGCUAGGUUUCCUUGGCAAAAAUUCACCUGUCUCACACUCUUACAUAGUGUGAGAUUGGUAGAUGAAAAUAUGAUCUUAAUGUGUAUGCCUAGUUAUUAAUGGUUGUAACUAUCAUUGGUACAAAUGGUAAUUUGCUGGAAAUGAGAUUAAUUUCAGUUGUAUUGGUCUGUUUAGAGCUUGGGGUUGCUUAGAAAAAGUAAUAACAAGCUGUUCAAUUUUCCUGCGUA
Molecule: messenger RNA, 6377 nt
Organism: Cuscuta europaea
Lineage: Eukaryota; Viridiplantae; Streptophyta; Magnoliopsida; Solanales; Convolvulaceae
Source: the annotation of a GenBank genome assembly